Messenger RNA from Bombina bombina (fire-bellied toad), 1890 nucleotides. It is a transcript of the gene MIOX, whose product is annotated as myo-inositol oxygenase. Gene Ontology annotation, biological process: inositol catabolic process. The record is from RefSeq and is a predicted model, not a curated record. Gene Ontology annotation, cellular component: cytoplasm. NCBI's taxonomy places the organism in Eukaryota, Metazoa, Chordata, Amphibia, Anura, Bombinatoridae. The transcript has 10 exons. The coding region runs from base 65 to 898 and encodes 277 amino acids. Gene Ontology annotation, molecular function: iron ion binding; inositol oxygenase activity.
CAUAUAUUAGACCAAGUAACCAGCCCUAACACAUCCGUCUCUUUCCUUCCACAACACUCUGACGAUGAAGAUAAUUCAGGAGGAUCCAUCAUUGGUUUACCGACCGGAGUCUGAGGACCACCAAUACAGGAACUACAAGGAUGGACCUUUGGUGGACCGAGUAAAAGCCACGUACACCUUGAUGCAUACACACCAGACUGUGCAGUUUGUGACAGACAAGAUUGCACAGUGGGGAUCUUGUGCCUACCGCAAAAUGAAUUUGAUGGAAGCCAUCUCUUUGCUUGAUAACCUGGUGGAUGAGUCCGACCCAGAUGUGGAUUUCCCAAACUCCUACCAUGCAUUCCAGACAGCGGAGGGGAUCCGUAGAGUACACCCAGACAAAGACUGGUUCCAGCUGGUGGGUUUGUUGCAUGAUGUGGGGAAGAUUAUGGCCCUAGCAAAUGAGCCACAGUGGGCAGUUGUUGGAGAUACGUUCCCUGUUGGCUGCAAGUUCCAGGAAUCUAUAGUGUUUUGUGACACAUUUAAAGGCAAUCCAGACACCCACCACCCUGUGUACAGCACAAAAUAUGGAAUUUAUGAGCCAAACUGUGGCCUGGAAAACGUGAUGAUGUCCUGGGGUCAUGAUGAGUACAUGUACCGAGUGCUGAAAUAUAACAAGUGCACCAUCCCAGAGGAGGGGCUGUACAUGAUCAGAUUCCACUCGUGUUAUCCGUGGCACACCGGGGGAGAUUACCAGCACCUGUGUAAUGACAAGGACCGCAAAAUGCUGCCCUGGGUGCAGGAGUUCAAUAAGUUUGACCUUUACACCAAGACUGAAGACAUGCCUGAAGUGGAGACCCUGCGUCCAUACUACCAGAGUCUGAUUGACAAGUACUGCCCUGGGGUUCUCAGCUGGUGAUCUGCAGCCACGGGAAAGUGAUUGUGCAGCUAUUCUUAUCAUAUUCCUCCAAAGAAAGAACAAUAUCUAUAGCUACCACUAACAAUACCCUAAAAGCACAAAACAAACUUUUAUGGCAAUAAAAUUAUACCAAAUCCCCUGCAGGUAAAGCUUAAGAAUUGGCAGCCCCCACCAGCAUCACUAAGCAGUUUAAUCACCAGUAGGGUAUCAAUUUACUCCUACCCUACGGCUAAUAUUUUAGUGAACAACUUAAGGUCUUGAUUAAUUAAUGAUAUGGGUCUAUAAUUUUGGCAGUGGAACUUAUCUUUUCCCUGUUUGGGAAUAACAGAAAUUCUUGCAGUUAGCAAUUCUUUAGGAAUUUACCCAACCUUCAUAAUAUGAUUAAUAACACCAUAUAUGGGGCCUGCUUCAUUGAGAAUGUUUUAUAGAAUAUGUCAGAGAACCCGUCAGGUCCAGGGGCCCAGAGGAUUUAAUUUUUUUAAUAGCAGUUAUUACUUCAGUAGUUGAGAUAAGGGCAUUUAAAAUCCCCAGAAUCUCUGCUCUCAUGGUAGAUUACACUUAUUUAAAAAAAUCCUAAAUCUUUACCGGAAUAUUUUCACUAUGGUUUUCAGAAUUUAGACAAAAUAGAGUUUGAUAAUAUCUGGCAAAAGUAUCCGCUAUUUCUUUUGGAUCAUUAGUUGGGCUACCAUUUCGUUUUUGUAUCUGAGGUAUCGCUAUUGUUCUCGUGAUGUCCUUAAGUUCUCUCGCUAAAAAUCUAUCUGACUUAUUAAAAUAAACAAAAUAAUUUGCAUCUAAAAUGUUUAUGGAUCUUAAGACCUCCUCCAUUAAGACUUUAUCUAAGUCUGCUUUUUUUCUUUCUCAGAGAAUCCACCACCCCUGGGGUAGAGUAGUCCAGCCUUUGUUUUUCUAAUAACAAUCUCCUGUCUCAAAAGUGUUAUCCUAUUUUUUAUUUUAAUUUAGCUGAAUCUUCAAUAAAAAGUCCUCAAAUAAAA